UAACGAAUUUUUUCAUGGAAACAUAUUGGUAGAAGAUGCCAGUAUUAAAUUCGUUGCGCUAUUUUACCAACCCUAACCGAAAGUGAUGUAAACAAUACUGGAUGUAAACAAAACACAACAGUGUACAGAAGAAACGAAAAAGGAGAGAGAGAGAGAGAGCGUGCGAGAGCAAAUGUAAAGAGCGCAGGCAAAAUAGAGGCAAAAAACAAAAUGCGGUACAAGGAUAAUGAUGACGAUGUGCCAGGCUGUCAAAUCAAAUAAGCAUUUUUACUCAUAAACGGCUGUUGGACAUACGAGCGUGCGGAACGUGUUUUAAAGCAAAGCAAUUUCAAAGUGGCGCUGUGGCAGACAACAAAAAAUAGGCAAAAUUAGUGAAAUACCUAAGUGUGUGCGCACAGGCAAAAAUAUACCGUGAAAAUAUGUAUCACUUAAGGCGAAUAAAAUGGAUGUUAUGCUAAAAUUAGCAAUAAAUUUGAUUAAAGUGCUCUAAAGUAACGGAAAAGCAAAACGCAAAUUAUAUAAACACACUUCAGUCGAAUUUUUAGCUAGAUAUACACAUUAUAAAAUUUAAUAAAAAAUUGGAAUACAUAUGUACAAGGAAAUGUAUAUGUGAUUAGUAUAGUACAAGCAGUUCACAUUUAAGUAUAAUUUAUGCGCAUGUAUCUCUGCUGUGUGCGAUAUGCAUAAAUCUGUGUAUACAGUGCAUGUACGAGUAUAAUGAGACAGGCUAGGCGUAUGAGUAACCUAAAAAUCCAACUGAAUCACGCGACGAAGUAAUACCACACACUUAAAAAAAGUGAGAUUUUAAUGAAGCAGUGGAAAAUUUAAACAACAGAGUGAUUUGCAGUGCGUUUUGACAUACUCACACAGAUUUUGCAACAACACACAAAGCAAAAAAAGUACUUAUAGUAUUUAAACAAAUAAGCUCACGCAAAUACAAUUCAUUUUGACAUACAACACACGCACACACAAAUAUAUAUUGCAGAGAAAAGUUCAAAUUGCUUAAAUUGGUGAAUAAUAUAGUUAUAUGCCCAUUGAGUGCCUUAUAUCCUUUGAUAAUAAUCCUCAAGGUGUUUACUAUGCUGGGCAGGAGCUUUCCGGCAUUGUUGACCUCAGCGUCGACGCAACAAAGCGCAUUAAAGCAAUACACAUCACAGUUAGCGGCUAUGCGAAGAUACGCUGGAUAAAAAAGGGUUAUCCGCGCGAUAGCGAGCGCGCUAUGUGCCGCGCUUACCGCUCAUAUCUAUCGUCGCGUUCAUAUGUGCUCGGAUCGUGUGCGAGCAGUUCGUGUAUGGACUGGUCGGCCGGCGAUUACUCGUAUACGUUUCACGUAAUACUGCCAGAUAAUCUGCCCACUUCAUUCGACGGCAAAUAUGGGCAGAUACAUUAUGAGAUUAUCACCACAAUUGAUCGGCCAGCCCGAUAUCCUAAAGUCUUCAAGUUGCCAUUUACGGUAAUACAGCCGUUAGAUUUGAAUUUGGACACGAUUUACAGGGUCCCCCUCGAAAUCCUCGAUCGCAAACGAUUCUGGAGCUUUUGCUGUCCCACAGGACCGUUGACUGUGAAAUUCUCCACACCCUAUUGCGGCUACGCACCCGGCCAAAAAAUUCAUUUCGUCCUUUACAUUAACAACGAAUCGUCCAUUGAUAUCACGGACUGUGAGGUCAAACUGAAGCAAGUAGUCAGCUACGAAUCGCAUGAUCCACAGCAUGAAUACCGUUAUGAUAAACAUCUCAUCGCACGCAAACAAUUCGGUAAUGUUUUGCGUUGGAGUCGUAAAGUUUAUCGCGGAUAUCUCAGUUUACCCUCCAUACCGCCGUCAUCGUUGAAAGUUGUAUGCCCAAUUAACAUCACUUAUCUAAUCAAGAUUAUAAUUAAGCCAACGGAUUUCCAUUGGAAGAUGAAACUGAAAAUACCGUUAACAAUUGGUAGCAUACCGAUUAUAGAUAGCAUGGCAGCAGCGGCUGGCUUGCCUAGUUUACUAGAAACCCAGUAUGCCGUUAGACGUGGCUAUUACAGUGGACGUAGACUGAUGGGGCAAAGUGCAGACGAGAGCGCGGAACAGUCAGCAGUUGUGAAUGGUGAAGAGGCUGCCGGUGAAGCACCGCAGGAGAGUAACGAUACUGAAGCAGCGUCGAAUGUUGGCCGAAGCGAUAUACCCACACUGCUUAUAACCGAUGGUGACAAUCCGCCCGACUACAAACUCAUGAUGCCGCCUUCGUAUGAAGAUGCCAUGGCGUUAAGUGAUAAAUUCUGUGAUGACAGCGAAUAUUUGCAAAAUGUCAGCUUAAGUAGUAUUGUUUCCAAUGAAACGACCGAGUCGUUCAAGCCACGCUAUCCCGUCUACUAUGAGUACGAGACGCCAAUCAUACCGCCCGAAACACUCUACGAUGAGUCGCCCUCGCAACUGCGUAUCGAGUUACAGUCUUCGGAUUCGACCGAUUCACCACAUCAACCGCUUAGUGCCGCCAGUUUCAAUGUAUUUCGUAAGGAGAAGAAAUAAUGUAAAUACUUAUUAGAUAUAUAUAAUAAUAUGUAAACCAUAUAAGCUUAACUAAUGUAGUUAAUAUCGUGUAAUAUGCCUGCAGUGAAAUUAAUUACUAGUUCUAAACUAACUGAUAUAUGGAAUGAGUUGAAACUGAACCUAUGAGUCGAUUAUUUUUUUUUUAACAUUAUUUUUUAUAUCACGUAGUCUUGAAAAAUUAUUUUCUUCUUUUUUACAACACGUGGUCUUAAAAUAUUGUUUUUUUCCUUUUCGGUCAGUUCUACCUAAGCCAGUUGUAUAAUCAAAAUUUAAAGAUUAGCUCAUUAAAAGAUUACUUUGGAAAUUUAUUAACAAUAUAAUUUUUAGAAGUACUUGAUUUUCAAUUCAAAAAAUAUUUUUAGCAUUUUUUUUUAUACUGCUUGAGUUUAUAUAGAAUAUUACGAUAUUAAACUAAUAUAUUUACGACAUUACAUUAUUUCUUUUUCUGACUGGUUCAUUUUGGUCCGAAAUUUUUGAUUGCAAAGCAAUAUAUUAUUUACCAGUUCCAUUUAAAAUUUGGUGGUUUGCUGAGUAGUUAUAUUUGAGCCAGAAGUAGCUCAUGCUAAACUAUAUAGUAUUUUCGUUAUGAACUUGUACAUAUAGUUUGAUACUUCACUGCAGGAAAUUUACGAUUUUUAUCACACUUUUACUUGUAUAUUUUUAUUUAUACAUACGAAAACCGAUCUUGUUUCAUUAUGGUCCUUUUCAAUACCAAAUUUUGUCUCUUAAAGUGGCAAAGUGGAAUUUGACGAAUUUUAGUCGAAAAUGCAUAGAUAAUUUCUUAUACAUACAUAUGCAUAUAUUUUAAUAGUAAUAAUGCUUACACACUUCACUUGUACUUAAACAAUUAAGAUAUAAUAUCAACUCUGUGCCAGCAACAACAUGUAAUCGUACGAACACGCGCACAUUCAUAGAAAAACACACUGUAAAAGCUUUAGUACUCAUAAAAUAGUUUAAUAUAGUUAAAUAGCUAUUUAGAUAACUGAAAAAUAUUAAAACAAAUAAAGAUUAACAAAUAUACAAAUACUUUAUAAGCAGCGGUACUAGUUUGAGGGCACUUUAAUUCCUUAAGUAGCAGACUUUUAGCCGUCUACCCGUCACAACAAGUCGUUGGCUAUAGAUAUGAAUACAACUAUCGAGAGAAAAAUCCUUUUUUUGUGAAGUC
This is a messenger RNA of Bactrocera dorsalis (oriental fruit fly), 3689 nucleotides long. RefSeq names its product arrestin domain-containing protein 17. The transcript is spliced from 6 exons. Gene Ontology annotation, cellular component: cytoplasm. Lineage: Eukaryota; Metazoa; Arthropoda; Insecta; Diptera; Tephritidae. Bases 1028 to 2503 code for a protein of 491 amino acids. The record is from RefSeq and is a predicted model, not a curated record. Gene Ontology annotation, biological process: protein transport.